UAUUGUGAAUAAUGGGGGAGUACAGAGGAAUGUUUAUGAUGGUUACGACCCUGGUGCAAAUAUCCUGCGCUAUCCUGUGAUAACAUUUUUUGUUGCUUCCUCUGUGUUUAUGCUUUUUGCAGGAGCUGUGUGCACUGUAAGAUCAAGCAAAGGUGAAGAAGUCCUCUUAGGAUCCAACUUCACCUUCUCCUGCAUCUUUAACAAGCAAUGCACCAAACUCAUUUUUCGGAAUGGGACGCAAAUUAAAUAUAAAAAAAAAACCAAACGAAUUUUUCGGAAUGGGACGCAAAUUAAAUAUAAAAAAAAAAACAUUUCAAGUGACGUGUCUGUGGACAUUGAGAAUAUAACAGAGUUUAGCACUUUCAGCUGCAGGUGUGAGGAGAACCCGGAACCAUGUGGACUUGACAUAAAACCAGGAUACCCUCCAGACAUUCCACAAAAUCUCACCUGUGUUCAAAAAAUGAAUUCUCACAAUGUCAGUUGCAUUUGGACAACAGGAAGAGGUACCAUAAUCGACACCACAUGUCAGUUACGGGUUCAUGGUGACCUUGGCUAUGAGAGUAUUAUGAACUCUACAGGAUUUUGUCACUCCACCUUCCCCAUCAAAAGCUCAAUAAUGUCACAGCUCGUCGUGUUACUCAAUGUCUCUAAUACCCUGGGCUCAAAAACCUCAGUAAAACCCUCAAUGCCUGAAAUCGUUAACGUGAGCUGCUCCUCCCGAUGGUGCAACCUACACACAGACAAUCACAGCAUGAGCUUGGUUGAAAUCCAGUACAGUCCUGUAAAUGGGAUAUGGGACACCUUCCAGACUAAUGUUAAGAGCAGACUGAACAUAUCCUCAUUGCAUCCGGAUACCACGUACAAUUUCCAGAUCAGGAGGAAAAUAAACCAUACAGUGGGUCUGUGGAGUGACUGGAGUCAACCAGAGCAAAAAAAAACUAAAGAAGAAGCUCCUGAUAAGGCGCUUGAUGUCUGGUACCUCCAAGAACUGAAACCCCCACAAUCUAAAAGCAAGUGUUUGCGCAUAUUUUGGAAGGAACUGAAUAUAUCAGAUGCCAAGGGGAAAAUUCAGAGGUAUAAUAUAAGUGUCCAGGAGCAAAAGGGAAAGAGGAACUCUAUCACUGCAGUUCCACCCAGCAGAAAUCAGAGCAUAUGCUGCUCUAAUUGUUCUGUGUCAGUGUCUGCAGUUAACUCAGAGGGUCAAUCUCCUGUCAAAAUUAUUCAGCUGCGUUUUCCAGGUCUGGUUACAGGUUUACUGUCACACAGGCCAUUGAAUAAUCAUAGCAUUGCCCUCUUCUGGCCCAAGCUUGACAUUGCAGGCACUGAGUAUGUGGUGCAUUGGUAUCCAGUUGGAAACAUAGAGGGGAUUCAGUGGAUUAGAGUGGUGGAUACCACAGCUCACAUUACAGGUAUGCAACCUCAAGAAUGCUAUCAGUGUGCAGUUACCGCUCUGCGAUCAUCUGGUCCCAAAAUGGCAACCAUUAAAGGCAUCUCCUCAUGGCAAUCAGCUCCUGAACAGGGUCCAGUUCCUCAACUUGGCUGGAAGGAGAGCGAGAGCUUGAGCGUGACCUGGUCCGAAAUCCCUCAAAAGAAGAUUAGAGGCUGUUUGAAAAAAUACACUGUGUACUUGAUAGACAAGUUGAAGGGAGAUAUUCACAAUUUCAGUGUAGUCCAUCCAAAGAGACAGUAUGUCAUCAGUGGUCUGUCACCAAGACAGUGCUACAAUCUGUGGGUCACUGCCUGGACUGAUGCAGGGGAGGGACCCAGAGGAAGUGAUCUCCCAUUCUGCACACCAUCAGACUCUGAGAGAAUGCUGUCCCUCGUGAUCCUGGCUGGUGGAGGAGUACUUUUGGCCUGUCUAAUCCUCCUGUGCAUCUGUCAGUUCUCCUCUGUACACAAAAGAUUCUUAUGCUGUUGCCAGUGUCUGCUGCCUAUUAUUCCAGAUCCAGCAAACAGCAAAUGUGCAAAGACGUACGCUGAUGACCAGAGUGAAAUGAAAUUCUACCUAGACCAGUGUGACUCCAGUGUGAAUGAGGAGCCUGAUAAUGUGGAGGUGGAGGAAGUUCCCUAUCCCCGCAUCUGCACCUACAUCAAAAGUUUCUCUCAGGAGUCCAGCUCCUCUGAUGCCACCCAAAUCACCAGGAUCACAGACAUCACGGAGGACUACAUUUCCACUCAUGGGGCAAUAAGUGGAGGAGAAGAGGAAGAUGAAUAUGAAGAAGAAGAGAGGAGUUUGAAUGAAUUUGAAUUAUUCCCAAGCACUCACAGCCCUUUCCUGGAGCCCCUGGUUUUAACUGGAGGGAAGCUGACGCUGGAUGUAGUGAAAAUAGACUGCAGUGAAUUUCUGGAUUGCACAUGAUUCUCAAGAGGCAUUAAAAUUAGACCCAACUGUGACUGUACUAUGGAUGCUGAAAAAUAACCAUGGACAUCCCAAGAAUAAUUUGUCAGCCAGAAGGACAAACGUUUUCUUCUUGCUCUGAAUCUCAGCCAUACCUGGGCACAGGGCCGUUUCUAGGCAUAGGCGAGC
Molecule: messenger RNA, 2527 nt
Organism: Sinocyclocheilus anshuiensis
Lineage: Eukaryota; Metazoa; Chordata; Actinopteri; Cypriniformes; Cyprinidae
Product: interleukin-12 receptor subunit beta-2-like
Exons: 14
Coding region: 110-2359 (749 amino acids)
Cellular component (GO): membrane
Molecular function (GO): protein binding; cytokine receptor activity
Source: RefSeq, a predicted model, not a curated record